This is a messenger RNA of Cyprinodon variegatus (sheepshead minnow), 6066 nucleotides long. It is a transcript of the gene lrrc4ca, whose product is annotated as leucine rich repeat containing 4C. The coding region runs from base 128 to 2056 and encodes 642 amino acids. NCBI's taxonomy places the organism in Eukaryota, Metazoa, Chordata, Actinopteri, Cyprinodontiformes, Cyprinodontidae. The record is from RefSeq and is a predicted model, not a curated record. Gene Ontology annotation, molecular function: cell-cell adhesion mediator activity. The transcript is spliced from 2 exons. Gene Ontology annotation, cellular component: plasma membrane; postsynaptic density membrane; glutamatergic synapse. Gene Ontology annotation, biological process: regulation of axonogenesis; modulation of chemical synaptic transmission; synaptic membrane adhesion.
GGACAGGGAAGUAUGUUGAGGUGGAGGCUAACAUGAAAAUGACCAGAGCUUUUUGGACCUAUAAUUGAGAUGGCAGUUGGCCUGAAUCCUCCUGAAAAAGAGUGGAAGACCAGUCAGUGAAUUAUGAAUGUUCAACAAGAUGACCUCCUCUCAGCAGCAGAUGAUGCCAGGUCCUAGGUGGAACCGGGCCUUGUCCGACCCUUUAUUUGUGCUGCUCUUAGCCCUCCAGUUGCUGGUGGUGGCAGGACUGGUGCGUGCACAAACCUGUCCUUCAGUUUGCUCCUGUAGUAACCAGUUUAGCAAGGUUAUUUGCACCCGCAGAAGUUUGCGAGAAGUUCCUGAUGGAAUCUCUACCAACACACGGUAUUUGAACUUGCAAGAAAAUCUCAUUCAGGUCAUUAAGGUGGAUAGCUUCAAACAUCUAAGACAUUUGGAGAUUUUGCAGCUAAGCAAAAACCACAUACGUAAAAUUGAGCUAGGGGCUUUCAAUGGACUGGCAAGUCUCAAUACCUUGGAGCUUUUUGAUAAUAGACUUACUACCAUUCCAAAUGGAGCAUUUGAGUACCUGUCCAAACUGAAGGAGCUCUGGCUUAGAAACAACCCAAUAGAAAGCAUUCCAUCCUAUGCUUUUAACAGAGUUCCGUCAUUACGAAGGUUGGACCUAGGCGAACUCAAACGGCUCUCAUACAUAUCAGAGGGGGCUUUUGAGGGACUGAGCAAUCUGCGCUACUUAAAUUUGGGAAUGUGCAAUCUGAAGGAAAUUCCCAACCUCACACCCUUGGUGAAGCUUGAUGAACUUGAAAUGUCUGGAAACCAGCUAUCUAUUAUCCGACCUGGUUCAUUUAAAGGGCUUAUCCACUUGCAGAAGCUAUGGAUGAUGCAUGCUCAGAUCCAGACAAUAGAAAGGAACUCAUUUGAUGACCUUCAGUCACUUGUGGAGCUCAACCUUGCCCACAAUAAUCUUACACUUUUGCCCCAUGAUCUCUUCACUCCUUUACAUCACUUGGAGAGGGUGCACUUGCAUCACAACCCAUGGAAUUGCAACUGUGAUAUCCUUUGGCUAAGUUGGUGGCUUAAGGAGAUGGUACCAGCAAACACCAGCUGCUGUGCUCGCUGCAGCUCACCCACUCAGUAUAAGGGUCGAUACAUUGGUGAGCUGGACCAGAAUUACUUUCACUGUUAUGCUCCCGUUAUCGUGGAGCCCCCCGCAGACUUAAAUGUAACAGAGGGAAGUGCUGCAGAGUUGAAAUGUAGAGCCAGCUCAUUGACCUCUGUGAGCUGGAUUACACCCAAUGGUUCAAUAAUGACACAUGGUGCAUACAAAGUCAGAAUCUCUGUGCUAAAUGAUGGCACACUGAAUUUUACUAAUGUUACCAUGCAGGACACAGGGACGUACACAUGUAUGGUUAGUAAUUCUGCAGGUAACACAACAGCCUCAGCAACACUUAAUGUGUCCUCUACAGAGAACAGCAGCUUUAGCUACUUCACCACAGUGACAGUAGAGACAAUAGAAACACCUCAUAAUGAAGGCUUUACCACCACUGUUCAACAGAAAGUGGGCCCCACACCCUCUGCAGGUAUAUGGGAAACUCAUUCACCCACCUCAACAACCACAAAAGUUCGAACCCCACUCUCCACACGUGCAACGGAAAAGCCCUACACAAUUCCUGUGACAGAAGGCUCGCUCAACGGUUUGGAUGAGGUUAUGAAGACAACAAAAAUCAUCAUUGGCUGCUUUGUUGCAAUCACUCUUAUGGCAGCAGUCAUGCUGAUCAUCUUCUACAAGAUGCGCAAGCAGCAUCACCAGCAGAAUCAUCAUGCACCCACACGCACUAUUGAGAUCAUCAAUGUGGAUGAGGACUGCGUCACAGGGGGCCCAGGAAUGGAGGGUCACCUUACUCUGCCGUCUCUGGAGCAUGAGCAACUUAACCACUACAAUACCUAUAAGAUUGCCUACAACCAUGCUUCUACUAUGAAUUCCAUACACAGCUCAGCACAUGAACCUUUGUUAAUCCGGGCCACCUCAAAAGACAAUGUACAAGAGACCCAAAUCUAACACUUUUUGACAGACUUGUAAAACUGUUGGUAUUACACAGUGGCAGUACUGACAGGACACUACUUACAACUGGUUUAGAGGACUAAACAUGGAGGAACACAAUAAUGUUUAGCAAAUCACUUGGCAGUGAUUUUCUUUUAUUGACUUUGGGAUUUAGAAUAUGUCUACUGUUUCAAAAUGUCUUUACAAAACAGAAAUUAUUUAUUUAAGAAAAAAUAUUGUGGUUGAAUCAAGAAAAAAAGAAUUCUGAAACUUUUCCAUCUAUUAAUAUGUUUUUUCUUCCUCCUGUCAUGUAAAAAAUACUUGUUUACAGAUAUGGUUUAUCUCUGUCAGAAGGCAUCUGUUGAGAAAAAACUAACAAUCAUUGUUUUAAGCUGGUAUUUUAGUGAUAUUACAGAGUUGUACGUGAAUAACCCCAUUCACCACACCUAUGAGAAAGAUUUAGAACAAUUAAGUUUUUUUUUCCAUCAGUGGAUAAAAUGAUUGAAUCAUUUGUGGCCAUCUUAGACAUGAUCAUAUAAAACCCACCAAAAAGGGAAAGUGAAAGUUAUGGAAUCUGACCAUAAUUCAAUGGUUAAUUAAAACUGUCACAAACAUUAGGCACUCUCUGCUCUGUAAUCAAGAGACUAAACGUUCCGGAAAAAAGAAAUUAGAUUCUGCUUAUGAAAGCUGUUUAAAGGAAGUUCAUUACUAAUGAUUUUAUUUUUCUCUUAGAUUAAAUUUUAUUGAUCUAAAUGUUUUCUGUCCCUAAUCUGUAAGCAAAAUACAAUUAUACAUCUAAUCUCAAACUUGCCUUGACUCAAAUCUAUGUCUAUUUAGAAAUAUAAUAUACUAUUGACUUCAUAAAAAAUUACUGGGGUUCUGGGAGUCAUAUCAGCAUUAAUAAAUACUUUAGACACAUUACUGUAAUUUAAGAGGAUGGGAAUAGUGUGAGUGUUUACAAUAGACAUCCUGGAAAAUUCCCCUUGUUUGAAAUCUCUCAGAUGUAUUCUGACCUCACAUUUAUCUUUUAAUGCGAUGUACUGGUGCAUAUUAAGGUGACUUCUUUUUUUCAUUUGUUUUGAGUCAUUUUACUGAGAUCUGUCAUUUCUUUUGGAGCACUGCUAGGAGAGCUAUCAGAACCAGAGCAACAAACUGCAGAAAAAAAGCCCUUUAUAUAGCUAUCUGACCACAUUGCCUGUCAUUUAUGCGCCACAUUUUUACAUUGAGAUGCUUGGUAGCCCUAGCUUACAUCCCGCUCCUGCAAGCCAAAAGACUUGGCUCUGUGAUGUAAGGCUUAUGUGACAAGAGGCUUUACAUUUAUGCAGAAUAUGUGGCAUCAGGCAUCAACCAGAUGUUUGAGUUCCACCUGCCUCUCUUCCUUUCCCUUAGUGACAACAGAAUUUACAUUUUAAUUGAUGUGCCCAUGGGCUUUGUAUGGACACAGUUCUGCAGGCACUCAAAGCCAGGAAGCCAUUUUAAAGUCCCUGCUGUGAACAUGGUGCCAAGCUUCAUAAAUGCUGUCGUUAGGCAGAUGGUCCUAUGUUUACUUUUAGCAAGUAAACAGGGUUCUUCUUUUUAAACUACAAGAUAUAUUUGGUUAAAGGCAUUGUCACACUUUUGAUCACAUUAAAGGAGUAGGACAUCUAAACAUUCAGAAAACAUUUCAUUGAACCUAAAGUUGGAACCCCAUUCUAAAGCCUCACAUGUAAAACAUUUUGAGCUGUACUGAUCUCUAUAAAUCAGAUGAACGAAGUAGCAAUUGUUGUGACGAAAUGCAAUAUUGACCCCUCAAGUAAUUUCUACUGUCUUAUAUUAUUGUACCAUGAUAAUCUAUUAAAAGUAACAUUCAUCUUAAAAUCUGUAUUUUUAAAGGGAUUUGGAUUUUAAGGUCUUACUUGGUAAAAAUGUUGAACAAAAAUAUAACAUAAGCUCCAUCAAAUCGUAAACAUCUCCUCUGAGGUUUGCUUGACUCAAAAAUACAAAAGAAGACCAUAAAGAUCUAAGAGAAUGCUUCUUAUGUCCCAUAUUUACUGAAAAUGUUAAAUACUUUAUAACCAAUAAGGCAGAAUCUUUCCUUCAUCCAUUGUCCUGCACUUAGUGGCUGAUAUAUGUGACACAUCCUGAACAGGUUCCCAGUCUAUCAAAUGACAGUACACAGACACACAGGACACAACCAUAAGCACUCAAAUGUAUAUCAAAUUUAGAGAGACUAAACCUUACAGUCUUUUUUGUUUUUAACUGUUGGAAGAAGCCAGAGAAACUAGGAAGAAUCCAUGCAUGCACAGGGUGAACACUUGAACUCCAUGCACACACCACCUUAUUUUUGAAAAGCAACAAUUCUACCAACUGCACAGUGUGCAGCCUGGGAGUUACAAUGGUAAUAAUUUACGCUGAACUAAAGCUAACAUCCGAACUAAUGGCAUAAGAAAUAAAAUGUUCUCAAAACUUUUAUUUAUCUUAAUAUUCUGAAAUUACUAUACUUGUAUUUCGUAAUCCUCUCACAGCUCAACAUUCAUCCACCACAGUUUUGAAUUAUAAAAUUGCUCCACUGCUCCCCAAGGGGAUAGGUGAAAUGCAGAGGUAAAUUCCUCGAGUGUGAGAUCAAUAAAGUUGAAUUAUUAAUAUUAUUAUUAAAAUGCUCUGGCUAUUUUUCUUACUUGUUGACCCACACUGCGGUACAAAUAGUUUUUUUUAGACUGUAUUCAAGUUCUGAUUUGUUAAAAACCACAACAGACUAGAAAAACACUCAGAGAGCGCAGACCUUAGCCAAGCAGCUAAUUUUGCCUAAUGUUCGGGGAGUGUUGGCCUAGUGGUUAGAGCAGGGCGCUUGUGCAAUUACCUGGUUCAAUCCCCACAGCCUACACUCUGGGUCCCUGAGCAAGACCCUUAACCCCACACUGCUCCCCGGGCGCCACACAAUUGCAGUCCACUGCUCCCUGAGGGGAUGGGUUAAAUACAGAGGUAAAUUCUCCACUGUGAGAUCAAUAAAGUUCAAUUAUUAUGAUUACUAUAUCGUGACCUACACCAAUAGUUAAAAUAUGCACGUCUGGAUCAUGACUUUUGGAGUCCAAUGCUGCCAAUAGUCACUGCUGAAACCCUCUGGUUUAGGCAUGGGUGCUGCUUGUUUCCUCCAUAAAAUACUAUCUCACAAUGUUAAAAUUCCUUUAUAAAAAUCUGGUAUUCAGAUUAUGAUCUGGAAAAUCAGCAACAUUUAAUAGAUUGUUCCUCCGCUUAAGUCGCACCUCUGUUAAAAAUGUCAUUCUAGUCUGUUUAUAGCUUUUUAAGUUAUCCUGUAAACAGAGACAGACAGAGAGACAGACAAACACACGCAAACUCUUAUGAAAACAUAACCUCCUUGGGAGAGGUAAUAAGUUAUUGAGGGUCCAGGGCACAUUACUGUACUUGUGUGAUGAUGAUUGCUUCAUUAAUAUUACCCCAAAAAAUGUUAAACCUAAAGUUCUACAAAUUUUUACCAGCUAUAUCACCCCUUUAUGUUUGUAGAUUCUGGUACACGUGUAUGCCAUAGCUGACAAAUGUCUCACUUAAUGUUUUUUUUUUUUUUUUUUUUACUUCUUAGAGGUGGAGUUUAGGAAUACAAUUAUAUGUUUGGGACUUUUAUAUAUAUAUUUUUUUAUAUUUUUUUUCAGUUGGAGGAAAACUGUCAGAAAAUUUAAAUGGUAAACCUGUUGCAUCUUAGUCAAGCUGUCUCAUGUAUGUAAGAUUUCUCAAUAUUUUUGGUCAGUAUUGCUUUUUUAACAACUUUCUUUCUUUUUGAUUAUGAGAGGGAAUGCUGUUUUAGUGGUAGAUUUCUAUAAAAUGACUUUUAAAAUUGAAAUAAAAAAAUGCUUUUUUAUUAUUAUUAAUAUUAUUUUGAUUUUACUUGUGCCAACAGCCUGUUCAAAAAGUGAAUAUAGAGAAAUAUGCUGUAACAGAAUAAGAGAUUGUUUUUCAUGUAAGCAUUCUUUCAUGACCUUUAAAAGAUAUGGAGAUUGAUUAUAGAGACCAGAGUUUGUAGUUCAAACACAAAA